ACAAGCUCUUGUGUGUGAAGUUUUGAAUGGCAAGCUCAACUUCCAUACUUCAACCCAAGAAACUCUCUCUUUUAAUCCUCAACAUAUCCUUUCUCUUCCUCUUGUGUCUCUCUCUCAUCACAACACAUCUCCAUUCUCUCUCUCAUCACAGCUCAGGCUUACUGGGCCAAUCCAAUAAUACAAAUCUCAGUGAGAUCAAACUAGUUGAUGGCUGCACAAAUCUCCAUGAACACACAGAUUAUGAAACCAAGUGCCUGUAUGUCAAAACACAAACAGGUUGCAGGCCUAAAGGAGAGCUUGUCCAAAAUCUUGAAGCUCUCUCCUACCAUAGCCGGAGUCACCCUCCUCUCCCUCGGAAACGGGGCCUCCGAUGUCUUUUCGAGCAUCGUUUCUUUCACGAGAUCCGGUGAUGGUGAUGUUGGCCUCAACAGUGUGCUAGGGGGUUCCUUCUUUGUGUCCAGCAUUGUGGUAGGAGUUAUUAGCAUACUAAUUAGCCCUCAACAGAUUUCAGUUGAUGAGGCCAGCUUUGUUAGAGAUGUGAUCUUCUUCUUAUUCUCUCUCUCAUCUCUUCUUGCAAUCAUUGUUAUUGGAAGGAUCAACUUGUGGGGUGCCAUUUCUUUUCUUGCUAUUUACUUUGUUUAUGUUGGCACAGUUUCAGCCACUCAAUUAUACAAAAGGAAAAACAGAGAAUUGUUAGGGGACAGGUUUUCAACAUCUCUUGCUGCUUCAAAGAAUUUACCAGUGCUACAAAGCUUUGAUGACUUAGGAGAUAGUACUAGUACACCAUUACUAGGCUAUGUUGAUGAGGAUAAACCUAUUUUCGACACGAAUUCGAAAGCCAGCCUUGAUGUUCAUCAAGAACAAAAUUCAGGGUUUUCUUAUUUGGGAACAUUGAUUUAUAUCUUGGAGUUGCCUCUCUACUUGCCUAGAAGAUUGACCAUACCUGUUGUGAGUGAAGAAAGAUGGUCCAAGCCAUAUGCAGUUAUUUCUGUAACUUUGGCACCAGUUUUGCUGGCUGCCCUUUGCAACACACAGAGGGAGAAUCAGAGCUCAAGAGGUAAAUUAGUAACAUACAUGACAGCAGGGCUGAUUGGGUUGGUUUUGGGCAAUCUUGCAUAUGUGACCACAAAAACUUGGGGCCCACCAAAGAAGUGCUUGUUCCCUUGGCUUGUUGGUGGGUUUUUUAUGAGUGUAGCUUGGACUUAUAUUAUUGCUGAAGAAUUGGUCUGUUUGUUAGAAUCAUAUGGGAAUAUAUUGGGGAUUAGCCCUUCAAUUCUAGGACUUACUGUCCUAGCUUGGGGUAACUCCCUUAAUGAUUUGAUUGCUAAUGUUGCUAUGGCAGUGAAUGGUGGGCCAGAUGGGGCCCAGAUUGCUAUUUCUGGCUGUUAUGCGGGUCCCAUGUUUAACACAUUGGUGGGAGUGGGCAUCUCACUGGUUUUCUCAUCUUGGUCUGAGUAUCCAUCCUCCUAUGUCAUUCCCAUUGACCAUUCUCUCUAUGAAACGAUAGCGUUUUUGAUGGGUGGCUUGCUGUGGGCCCUUGUGAUUUUGCCCAAGAAGGAUAUGAAGCUGGAUCGUUAUAUGGGGAUUGGCCUUGUCGCAAUUUACUUGUGUUUUCUCUUUCUCAGGAUGGCCAUGCUCUUGGUCUUUUGAAUUUUAAUUUCAUGUCUCAUUCAAAAUGGGUCAUUGUCGCAAGUUUAUAGUAACUUCCAUUAUUAAUAUACAUACAUUUUAGGUAAA
This is a messenger RNA of Prunus mume (Japanese apricot), 1737 nucleotides long. Lineage: Eukaryota; Viridiplantae; Streptophyta; Magnoliopsida; Rosales; Rosaceae. The record is from RefSeq and is a predicted model, not a curated record.